This is a messenger RNA of Dimorphilus gyrociliatus, 778 nucleotides long. The record is from the annotation of a GenBank genome assembly. NCBI's taxonomy places the organism in Eukaryota, Metazoa, Annelida, Polychaeta, Dinophilidae.
AUAAUACAAUCGGCUCUUUACCAGUAAGACUGUCACAAUUGAAAAUCAUAGAGAUAUGUCGUAACAGACAACUUAUAAAGCAAAGACUUAGAAAGAAUCCUGUCAUUGUGUGCAUUAAUCACUUAUGGAGAGGGAUAGUAAUAGAAAAAAUAUUGAUUUACCAACCAAGAGUGAAAUCUAUCAUGAGAAGCAGAGUCGUCUUUUGUGUGCUAUGCAUGCUCUAAAUAACUUCUUCCAAAAUGAUCAUCCCUUUAGUAAGAGUGAAUUGGAUAGGAUAUGUGAACGCUUAACGCCAGGAAGCUUCAUUAAUCCUCAUAGGAACUUUUUGGGUUUGGGUAAUUAUGAUGUCAAUGUAUUAAUAGCAGCUUUUCAAAGUCGUAAUUUAGAAACAAUUUGGAUGGAUAGGAGAAAAUCACCAAACUGCUUGGUUCUUCAAGAAAUAGAAGGUUUUAUCCUAAAUGUUCCAAUUACCUGGAAAAUUGGCGCCUUUUCUAUACCAUAUAUACGACAACGUCAUUGGGUAGCCGUAAAGAAAAUAACUGGCCAGUAUUAUUUAUUAGAUUCAAAAGCAGCUGAGCCAACAUUUAUCGGAAACGAGGAUAGUCUAAGAAAGUGUCUACAAGAAAAUCUACAAAGAGACGAUACAAACAUUCUACUUAUCGUUAAGCAAGAUGUAGCAGAAAAAUCUUCGUGGUUUAAAAGUCCAGAUUAGGGCAAUUUUAUUCUGAAAUCUACAACCUUAAACAAACAAACAAACAAACAAACAAACAAACAAACA